AUGGCCGAGAUGGCCAGUUCUGCCAUUGUUGGGGAGGUAGUCGGUCAAAUAUUUUCCAGUAUCAUCGACAAGUACAAUGAUGGAUCAGAUGAAGACAGUAGCAACAUAGAGAGGCUAGAGAUGGCGGGCAUCAAACUCGAUGCUACCAUCGAGACGUCGGACCAUUGGCAGAUCACCGACGUGGCACUGCUGCGCUGGAGAAAGAAGCUGAAGCGUGUUGCUUUAGAGUGCGAUGAUGAGCUUCGAAGAUGUAAGAAGCGAUCUCUUGAAGACAAAGAGACCAAAGAGAAGCUCAGGCAGUCCUCGUUUCCUAGACGAGUAGCUCAUAGCACCAGAUCAUUCUUAUCCUCUCUUGUGAGUCACAGGAACAAUGGUGAACCCUCAAGCAAGGCUGUCGUGCAAAGGUUCGAGAGGCUAGCAAAUGGUGCUGGUGAUUUCCUGAGAUUGGUGCAGUUGGGUGGAACACCGCGACCAUACAGUUUCCUUGCCCCCCUUGUCCGUCAUCUCUUUGCAGGCAAAUAUGCACAUUAUCAAAUGUUACAGCACCAGGGAAGUAUGCUCAAAUGUUUCAGCAUACGGCCUAUGAGUUUUGAGGAGCGCGGACUGGAAGCAAUGCUGGCAUUCAUCCAUGAAGACUACAAGGCACCCAAGGAGAAUUUUCGCCUGGGGCUCAUGCUGCGUCUUUCCCAGAGUACAGACAUCAUUGGGAUUACUGUCAAGUGUUUGCAGCUGCUCACACCUCACUUCAACUCUAUCAGCGAGGUAGUCAUCGGAGAGCUCACUCAGCUUCCUACGCAGGACUUUAAGUGGUCGCCUACGUACGAUGAACCAGGUGACAUGGAACACUGGAACCAAGUUCAUGACACUUUGACUCGAUGGUUCCGUUCAGAUCCAUUCUGCUGCAAACAGCAUGAGCUCCAAAACAUGUCUGCAGCUUGUAGCAGCAGCAGCAGCAGCACAAAUGCACCGGGGCUAUCAGGCAUAUUCCCAGAACAAGUCAUUGGAGUGUUUUUACAGCAUCACAUUUUACUGUCUGAGUAUCGGGAAUUGCAGGGGUCAAAGAUGACAUGUCACAGUACGUCAUCUUUCCAAGAGGAUGUCUUGCUUUUGAAGCUGGGAGUUCUCUUCAUGCCGCAUCACCCUUCGGAAGACAUCAAGUUUGCUACUGAAGCUGAGAGCUCUGCAGUAGAGCAGUUAUUAGAUGCAAAUGUUCAUCCACACCAACUUGACAGUCUCGUGCUGCCCAAGGCGGUAGAAUAUCUUCACCAUAAUGCUGAGGCGAUGAUGUAUCGGAUGUCUUGGAAGUCUAAACAUGGCAGUGCACACCUUUGUUUGCAGAAAACAAGCAAAGAGAUGAUGGGAGCACUGGGAGCUACAACACGACAAGGCUGGAGGGACAAUAGCAACACCUUUUUGGCGUUCGAUGUAGAAAGGGGAACGAUGACUGUGAUCGAUAUGGGAAUGGCAGCACUCAGUGUGGUGGGCUUCCUCCUCACACUUGCCCUUGUGCGCUCAGCCAUGAAUGCUCAUCAGUGA
Miscanthus lutarioriparius is the source of this 1536-nucleotide messenger RNA. Lineage: Eukaryota; Viridiplantae; Streptophyta; Magnoliopsida; Poales; Poaceae. The record is from the annotation of a GenBank genome assembly.